Molecule: messenger RNA, 888 nt
Organism: Marasmius oreades (fairy-ring Marasmius)
Lineage: Eukaryota; Fungi; Basidiomycota; Agaricomycetes; Agaricales; Marasmiaceae
Exons: 7
Coding region: 1-888 (295 amino acids)
Cellular component (GO): membrane
Molecular function (GO): signaling receptor activity
Source: RefSeq, a predicted model, not a curated record
AUGGCCCCGGCUGACAAGCAAGCAGAUGUCAGACAAUCUGAUCUCAACCGGACUGUCACUUUGAACGACCUACCUAGCUGGAAACGUUAUAACAUGCAUAUUCUUACCGGAUACCGAAGGUCGCAAGAGAGUUGGAGAGGCUGCGUUCAAUCCAUCUAUGCUUAUGUGCAUAACGAAACCGGAAACAUACAUACUCACUUGUGGGGCGGCGUGCUCUUCCUAUAUCUUCUGAUCACAGUGGAUCCAUCGCAACUCACAUCUGGCCAAACGACAUGGGUUGACUCGGCAGUGUUCUCAAUUUUCUUCGCUUCAGCCGCAUUUUGUCUCUUGUCCAGUGCGACAUUCCACGCGUCGCUCGCCCAUCAAUCCCCAGAAGUCUGCUGUCGUUGCCAGGCCUUUGAUUAUGUUGGAAUUACCGUUCUGAAUUUGGGGUCCUUCUGUCCAUUGCUCUACUAUGGAUUCUUCUGCGAACCGGAGGCGCUAAGGCUCUACGGCCUAUCUGUUCUCUUGCUGAAUGCCGCUGGUGUCUUUGUUGUUGUUGAUCCCGAAUACGCGAAACCCACACAUGUCGCUCGACGCACUGCAAUUUUCGUGGGAAUGAGUUUCAUCGUGGUCAUUCCGAUGCUUCACUGGUUCGUUGUAUAUGGACUAGCGACGACACUUACAGGGAUGGGUUUGAAGUGGUUCCUCUUGUCCUCGUCCAUCUACUUCGGAGGUGCCUUGCUGUAUGUGAACCAGAUACCAGAAUGCUUCAAUCCCGGUGCUUACGACUUCCUCUUCAACUCCCAUCAGAUCUUCCAUGUCUGCGUGGUUAUGGGUGCUUACUUCCACUAUGUGUUCAUCUCCAUAGCGCUUGAUUAUUCCUAUACUCAGUCCAGAUGUGCAUAA